CCCGAUCACUGCCGCUUUGCCGGGGCUGCUCACCAACAACCAGCCGGCCCGCAUCUUCGAGCGCGUCAAGCUGGACAUCAACGCGUUCGAGGACGCCUACUCGCUCGCGCGCCGCCGCGACCUGCACGACUACUGCUACAUCGAGGGCACCAACCCGCUCAACGUCUCCCUCACCUUCUAUAAGAUCGAGGUGGACAUCUUCUACGACGGGGAGUGGAUUGGUGACGUGCACGUGCCGUGGCUCGACACGCCGAUCAACAUGUCGGCGUACCAGCAGCGCUACACGCCGCCCGUGCGCUUCCCCGUGCGGCUGAGUGCCUCGACCACGACGGUGCUCAGCAUGUUUGAGCGGCUGAUGCUGCCUAACGGCCUCAUCUACGUCGACGUCGCCGUCAACUUGACCUUCUCCGCCGGCAACCAGGUCUACACCAUGCCACACUACGACACCGGGGUUGAGGUGAGCCUCCAUUUAUGACGUGCUCAUGGUCCUGUGCCUCGUGCUCAUGGGCCUUUGCCCUCCCUCCCCCACCCUUGUGGCUGCUUUGGUGUACGCAUGUGCAUACCCUUUGGUCCUUAUUGAGGCUCGCGAGCUGGCUCGCCCUUGCGGUGGCCACCGCUGGCCAGCUGCCCCGCUGCUGCUCGCGGGCCUGACAGCAUUUUGCCGACUGUGUCUGUGUGUUUUCUAGC
Messenger RNA from Emiliania huxleyi CCMP1516, 687 nucleotides. RefSeq lists its product as hypothetical. The record is from RefSeq and is a predicted model, not a curated record. The transcript is spliced from 4 exons. The annotation marks the transcript as partial. NCBI's taxonomy places the organism in Eukaryota, Haptophyta, Isochrysidales, Noelaerhabdaceae.